AUGCCUGCUAAGCUUGGUAUCAACGGUUUCGGUCGUAUUGGGCGUCUGGUCUUCAGGGCCGCUAUGGAGAAUCCCAAUGUGACGGUGGUCGCGGUUAACGAUCCCUUCAUGGACAUCGAAUAUAUGCAGUAUUUGCUCAAGUACGAUACGGUUCAUGGCAGGUUCAAGGGGGAGGUCUCCAGUGCUAACGGUAAUCUUAUUGUCAAUGGUCAGACUAUUCACUUCUUCAAGUCGAGGGACCCUGCUGAGAUCCCAUGGGGUCAGGCUGGUGCUGAUUACGUCUGUGAGUCUACCGGUGUCUUCACCACUUCCGAAAAGGCUGGUGGACAUCUUGGUGGUGGCUGCAAGAAGGUCGUCAUCUCGGCUCCUCCUAAGGACAGUACUCCUAUGUUCGUCAUGGGAGUCAAUAACGAGAAGUAUACCUCUGACUUGAAGAUCGUCUCCAACGCCUCUUGUACCACCAACUGCCUCGCCCCUCUAGCUAAGAUCGUCCACGAUAACUUCGGUAUCGUCGAGGGCCUCAUGACCACCGUCCAUGCUACUACCUCCACUCAGCUCACCGUCGAUGGUCCUGCUAAGGGUGGCAAGGAUUGGAGGGGUGGUCGCUGUGCUAGUCAGAAUAUCAUCCCUUCCUCCACUGGUGCUGCCAAAGCCGUCGGCAAGGUUAUUCCUGAGCUCAACGGGAAGCUCACUGGAAUGUCCUUCCGUAUUCCAACUGCUGAUGUCUCUGUGGUGGACCUCACCUGCCGUCUAGCCAAGUCUGCCACCUAUGAUCAGAUCACUGCUGCUGUUGAUGCUGCCUCUAAGGGCCCUAUGAAGGGAAUUAUGGGUAUCACUCAUGAUGAGGUCGUUUCUAGCGAUUUCACUCAUGACAGUCAUUCCUCGAUCUUCGAUGUGAAGGCUGGCAUUGCUCUCAACGACACCUUUGUCAAGCUGGUGUCGUGGUAUGACAACGAGUGGGGUUACUCGAAUCGUUUGGUAGAUCUAGUCGUGUAUAUGAGUAAGGUUGACGGUAACUGUUAGGCGAUAACUGGUCGUUAUUAUGAAUAUUAUGUUAAGGAACGAUUCACCUUAUUACUUCUUUUCCUUGGUCAACCCAAGUCGUCGUGAUGAUAUAGAAAACUGAUAAUAGAAGUAUUGAUGGAUAUGUUAUUGUCAUG
Molecule: messenger RNA, 1160 nt
Organism: Perkinsus marinus ATCC 50983
Lineage: Eukaryota; Perkinsozoa; Perkinsida; Perkinsidae
Product: glyceraldehyde-3-phosphate dehydrogenase, putative
Exons: 1
Coding region: 1-1023 (340 amino acids)
Biological process (GO): glucose metabolic process
Molecular function (GO): oxidoreductase activity, acting on the aldehyde or oxo group of donors, NAD or NADP as acceptor; NADP binding; NAD binding
Source: RefSeq, a predicted model, not a curated record